Messenger RNA from Cooperia oncophora, 435 nucleotides. The record is from the annotation of a GenBank genome assembly. NCBI's taxonomy places the organism in Eukaryota, Metazoa, Nematoda, Chromadorea, Rhabditida, Trichostrongylidae.
AUGGGAUUGGAGCAUUUGUUGGUCCUCUGCUGUUACGGUGGUCAACCCUUUGUUGAUUUUCACCUUACACCGGCACAUUCAUCCACUCAACAGAUUGAUCCGACAGACUGGCAGGCCAGUGAUAUUGCAGGAUCACUGCUCGAUAAUUCGUCGAUCCCUUUGAUUCCACAUUUACGAGAAGUGCUUGACGUGGGAGUGUCACUAUCGGUGUGCGACCUCUUCAACGUCACAUUCACCACCACAGCCGAUCAGGCGCUUUUCGACCGAUAUCAAGCAAAAUUGGCUUGCCGCCUAUUACGGUUCGCUUCAUCAAAGCUUCAAGUACUGCUUAGCGAUGUUGAGUACUUUACAAAAAGAAGAGAAGGAAAACUGGGAAAACCGACAAUAGGGAAAAGAAAAGAGGAAAGGGAAGCCCCUGUGCAAGUGGAAGCAUAA